Xylaria bambusicola is the source of this 3589-nucleotide messenger RNA. RefSeq lists its product as uncharacterized. Gene Ontology annotation, biological process: proteolysis. Gene Ontology annotation, molecular function: protein binding; serine-type endopeptidase activity. The record is from RefSeq and is a predicted model, not a curated record. The transcript has 6 exons. Bases 197 to 3226 code for a protein of 1009 amino acids. Lineage: Eukaryota; Fungi; Ascomycota; Sordariomycetes; Xylariales; Xylariaceae.
UCCUUCAUUUACUAAUCUUCUUCAAAUUGAGACUUUGGGGGCCAAAAUGCUAGUUUGCCCGAGUUUUCGCCUGUAUGACCAAGUCAGCGUGAGAGCCCCGUCAUGAAAUCCCACCAACACACUGAGAUCCCUUCUUGCUAUUGCGCUUGGCCAAUUGGUAGGAGAAUACUGGUCCGAAGGCUAUCCCUUUCGCAAUAUGCCUACCUCUAUGAAACUAGACGAUGACCCAGAGAUUAUAAACAAGCCAGACGACAAUGAAGGAGAAGACGAGGGGCACGAGUCGCACACUGAGCCCGACAGCGACUCUGAAUCCGGUAGUUCUAGUGAUGAAGAUGAGGAGAAUGCACCCAAGAAGACGAGACAGAAGUUUGAAAAGAUCAUCACAGAUCUUAGAGCCUGCGCAGGUAGCAAGGAGAUCAAAGUUGGAAACUAUGACUUGAAUGAUCCCACACAGCUGUCUAACUUCUUUAAAGCACACGAGGGCUAUCUAUCUAAAAAGUGCACCAAGGAUGAGAAUCUGAUGCAUUUAAUUGCAGACCAAGACAAGGACAAAAUGCCGGCCCCUGAUACUAUGGCUCCUCUGAUCGAUGCCUUGGUUCAACUAGAAGCGAAUCUCCUUGCACAGCGCGAUGACAAUGGGAAGACACCGUUGUUUUGUGCCGUGGCGAACAAGAACCGGAGGCUGGUGAAAGUCAUGUGUAAGGCUCACACCGACAUCAACAGUAUUCUCAGGAUUCCCAAGAGCGCCACCAACGUGCGUUCUACCAACUGUGUUCAUCAGGCUAUCUCUAAGAAAUCAGCCCCUAGAGAUGACGCUCUAAUCAAGUUCUUGAUCGAGCACGCUGAUGCCGACACACUCCUUGCACUAAACGAAGAUGGAUUAACUCCAUUGCAUCUUGCCGUUGAGUAUAAGCGUUGCGACGAGGGACAAAUCAAAGUUGUUGAGACACUUGUUGGCAGAUGUGACAAGGCUCUCGACAAAACAUACAAACACCCUAAAAAGGGACUUCUAUCACCUUAUCUAUACCUCAAUUACACCUACGAGCAAGCAACCCAGCUGGAUAAGACUACUGGAGAGGGGAAAACUACCAAAUCUAAGGAAGAAGGAUCUAAGAGUUCCUACGGUGGCAAGGAGGAUAGCCGGAACAAGCGCGGCGAAGUUUCAAAGGAUGAGCAGAAGAAUGGCCCUACAGCAAAAGUCCAAAUUUCUGAGCAACAGCGCAUCAUACAGAGGGGCAGUGAAGCCCCAGCAGGGAAAUUCACUUCUCACUCAAGCAUGCCAGAUAGGAGUCGAGGACCCCUAGCCGUGGUCACGAGUAUUGAAAACAGCAGCAAGGUCAGUCCGAAGUCACCAGCGGGUAAGGAAAAGGAGGGUAAAUCAUCAUCGAGAAAAUCAAAAAGUUCCAAAUUGAAGCCAAGCAGAACCAGCGUGGAGGAAAUAAAGAAAUUUUUGAGAUUGUACUGUCUCCGUAACAGACUGCACGACGAUGCCGUCGAGUUCCUCUAUGGUGUGCAACAAGACAAACAGAUAUACUUUGAUCUCAUCGGAAUCGCCCCUAAAAUCACAAGAGAUUGGAUCACGAACGGGCUUAACUAUCUUACGUUUGAGGAUAUUCUACAGUAUGUCGCUAUACCUUGGGUAGAAAUCGAAAAAGAUAUUGUCGAGCCAAAGCAAGGUCAGCGCACAGCGGAGAUUAAUGGCAACAGUCGGACCGACAUGAAGCUUUUGUUCGACUGGCUACGAGAUGUGAAGGGCGUGAAGAGAAUCCUUAAGGUCAUUGUUGAGGAUCUACCACACCCAGCACAUAGUGAUGAGGUCAUCGAAUAUUGCCUCAGGGGUAUGUGUGUCGAGACAUGGGAUUGGAAAAAGCUCGACUUGUCCCCAGAAGUAUUACACAGGGUCGCCUCUGAUGUGCAAGUCGUACAUUUGUACUGGAGUGGCAACAAUGCCAUUCUUCGCGCAUGGAGUGAGCCCGAGGGCCUGAAGAAGCUUGAGAAGCUAAGAACAGUACAUCUUCAUACACAACAGGGAUUGGAAACUCGGCUUCGCACCAAACAAAAUGUCAAGGAAUUCAAAGCACGAAUGGCGCCAAUUGAGGUUAGAGACACUAAGAUAAAAGGAGGCAAGACCGACAGCAGCUCGAACGGGAUUGCUGCCAUCCAGGACCCUUAUGAGCGACACAAAUGGGUAACCUGUAUGGAAGAAUACGCAUACUUCUUACAAACAGCAGAGCACGAAUGGCUCGAGUGGCGUGUGCAAUCCAGCGACAAGCGAGAACAAUCACAAGCCUUGCAAAAGCCCGUCAUAGUCGCUCUCAUUGAUGAUGGAGUUGAUGUCAAUGAUCAAAAUGUCCAGUCGAGGAUCAUAGGUGGUCGAAGCUUUUGUCACCGGGAUGAGGAGCAGAACCUCAAUCAGCCAUACUACAUUUCUGGAGGCGGCCAUGGUACUGCCAUGGCUGGACUGAUUUGCAAGGUCUGCCCAAACGUAAAGCUAUUCAUCUUGCGCUUAGACGAGUAUUCUAUCGAGCCAGGAAAGAGGCAGAUCACAGCCAAGAGCGCUGCGAAGGCCGUUCGAGACGCUACCGAGAAAAGGGUAGAUAUAAUUUCCAUGUCCUGGACGAUUGAGAAGACGGACAGGAACGGCAACGAUAUCAAGGAACUAGAAGACGCCAUUACUGCAGCCGCCCGCGAGAACAUACUUAUGUUCUGCGCUGCUACAGAUCAGGGCGCAUAUAGGGACCGAACGUACCCCGCGGCUACCUCGACGAAGAAGAUCUUCAAGAUCGGCGCUGCCGAAGCCUCUGGUGCGGCUCUGAAGUGGCUCGGUGACCAGACGCUCGUCGACUUCGUUUUUCCCGGCCACCAGGUCGUUAUGGAACCGCACGGCGACCCAAGGGUCAAGAAAUACACGGCACUCACCGGCUCUUCCGUCGCUACAGCCCUGGCAUCCGGCCUGGCCGCCGUCAUUCUCUACACUGUACAGCUAGCGGAGGUCUCGCAGGAAAGGGGGGGCCUACGGGGGGCCUACGAAUCACUCAAAAAUCACGACCGUAUGAAGGAGGCCUUCUCGCAGAUAGGUACCACCAAGGAAAGCGAGAGCAAGUAUAUUACGGUGUGGAACCGCUUCGCGAACGUGGUCAAACAGGCUGACAGCGAGUCACAGCCAAAGGACAGGUGGAUUGACUAUAUCGGCAUGUUGGCGAAUGAUUUAAUGCGGAAGGCUUAGGACACAAGGGUUGAAAACACCCGGGUAUAUACAAUAUUUCCCACCAAGUGCGACAGAUGCCAAGGGUUUAGGCUGCCGUGUCUUUCAAAGCGAUUCUUCGACCAUGUUUUCUCUGAUGUUGUGGGGUUUCGUGUUCGGCCAAAUAUUACUUCUGCGUCGAGUGUACGCAGGGGACGAGUACACAUGUCUUCUUGCCUCUAGAAUAUUAUCCAUGGAUAUUAUUAUUGAAAUUAGGAAGGCAGGUAAUCCUAGUGGCUAGUACUCCGACCCACACACACUUUACUAUAUAACUAGAUGUACCACUCCCAUCUAUGGUAUUUAGACUUAGUUCCUGAGUGCAACAUACAAUAUUAUCCAUCACCU